AUGCAGAACGAAGGUUGUACAAGCUGCGGGGACAACAGGCACACGUCAGGUUCGGUCCAGGUUCAGCCAAUUCGUGAGGUACCGUAUCAGGCAGUCCCGGAAGAGCAGGAGGAGCAGGCCGGCGGGGAACAGGAGGAGGUGGUCGCACAGGGACAGGACCUUCAGGCGGAAAUCGAGCCGCAGGUAAAUGAGAUCGGCGGAGAGGAACCAGUCAGGGCACAGCCGGAGUCCACGAGGUGGCGAUGCACAGUAUGCAUGGACGAGGCCCGAAACGCCGUCGUGACCACGUGUGGUCACUUAUCGUGUUGGACGUGCCUGUGUCGAUGGGUCGCCGAGGGAACGGCGGGGGAAUGCUGCCCUGUUUGCCGGUCGGAGAUCCGACUCGAGAGAUCGAUACCGAUCUUCGGAACCGAGACCGACGAGGACGUCGAGGGCGAGGACAUGCCGCCGAGACCUAGAGCCCUCUACGUGCCCAGAGACGAGAGGAGACGAUUGUACUAA
Galendromus occidentalis (western predatory mite) is the source of this 501-nucleotide messenger RNA. RefSeq names its product E3 ubiquitin ligase rnf-5-like. Lineage: Eukaryota; Metazoa; Arthropoda; Arachnida; Mesostigmata; Phytoseiidae. Gene Ontology annotation, molecular function: ubiquitin protein ligase activity. The transcript is spliced from 2 exons. The record is from RefSeq and is a predicted model, not a curated record. Gene Ontology annotation, cellular component: endoplasmic reticulum. Gene Ontology annotation, biological process: ubiquitin-dependent protein catabolic process. Bases 1 to 501 code for a protein of 166 amino acids.